AUGCUCUCGGUAACCGUUGCAGGGGUGAUUGGCGCUGGCGCUUGGUACUGGCUGCGUGGCCGGGAGACAUAUAUCGUGUCUGUGGAUGAAUCCUUGCGAGGAGCCAAGAUGCCGCCGGCUGCGACUGUGAUGAAUGCCAUGGUGCAGGAUGUCGUCGUGGCCCUCGGUGGCUCGUUUGGCCGUGAGGCCGCUCCGCGUGAGAUUGCUGCCAUGUGGGGUGGCAUGGUGGGUGAUGCGUUCAGGGUGUCGUCGGAACAGCGCAAAGUGCUGGUGGCCUGCGGCGCCGGGGCUGGCUUGGCGGCUGUGUAUUCGGUGCCGAUCAGCGGAAUGCUCUACACCAUCGAGCACAUGCUCAGCUGGGAUCUCUCCCCCUCAGCGGUGCUGCCUGCCAUGAUUACGUCUGCAGUGGCCACCUUGGUGACAAGCACUACGGUGGAGACCCGCGGAUUGUAUUCCAUGCCGUGCUACAGCGCCGAGCUUCCUUCCUGGGAGAUUAUUCUCUGGGCUGCUAUGAUCGGCCCUGUGGCUGGCCUCGGGGCCGCUGCCUUCCGACGCUUCAUCAAGUUCGUCGAGGGGUUCAAGCCAUACGGCCGAUUCCCCCUGGAAUUUGCCGCUGCAAACGUGGGUGACAACGUGUGGCUGACGCGAGACGCCAACGGGAGCAUCUACCGGGAGCAAGUGGCAGUUGUCCGAAAGGCAGACGGCCUCAUCUUCGUUCAGGACCGGCUGGGAGGUCAACCCGAGGAGCUGGACGAGACGGACUGGGAGCAGGCCCAAGCAGAAGGUGAUCGGGACUGGACCAUCCUUAUCUUCAUGCCUUUGUCCUUUGUGGUGCUCGCUGUUCUGAGCCGAACAUACCCGAGCCUCCUUGGCAACGGCCGGGCGCUGGCGGAGAUUGCCAUGAAGCGCCAGCGCCAGACCUGGGUUCUUGGGAUGCUCCUGGUGCUCAAAGCGCUGAUGACAGCUGCUGCGAUUGGCGCGGGCGCGGCUGGUGGGACGCUCACGCCCUCGGUCUCCUUGGGUGCAACACUGGGCGCUAUCCUGGGUGAGAUCUACCAGUCCUACCUACCAGACUGGGCGCCAGCACAGGAUCCGCGGAUGUCCGUUGUCUCGGCUGCUGCUUUCCUAGCCGUGGCCAUGAACAGCCCCGUCACUGGGCUUUGGCUUCUCAUGGAGUUCGCUGCGCAGGGAAUUGGCACAGAAGCCUUUCUCGCUGCCUUUCAGGGCGACCUCGCCAAGCUACGGCAGUCUGACGGUGCGGUGGGCAUGCUGAUACCCAUGACCAUCGCGGUGGUUUGCGCUACGGGGUCCGUGGCGAUCCUGACACGGCUGUGGGCCUGCAUCCAUCCCCCUCCAAAGAAGGUGGAGCCUCAGGUGGAGUCGAGCCCGGACUCCCUGGCGAAGUACAAGCCGAUGCCAUCGUCACCGAUGAGCACCGACCUGGAGCUUGCCGACAUGAUCACGCAGCCUUCGCUCCAUCCGGAUGAGGACUACGCGACGCUGCGCACUGAGCGGUCAAGCUCCGUGAACUCCUCCACACCCUUGUCCUUCAGCUAUGACACGCUGGAGGAGAAGUCGCGAAAAUCGGCUAGACCCACCAUGCGCUCAUUUAGCUCCUCCUUCGACCUGGACCUGCCGCAGCUUCACGAGCAAACCAUGAAAAGGAGCUUCGCCAGAGCGAGGUCUGUUUCAGACACCAGCUCGGUGCUGAAGGUCCUCAUGGCUAAAGCCGGGAUGAGUGACCAAGCUGCGUGA
Symbiodinium natans is the source of this 1755-nucleotide messenger RNA. The record is from the annotation of a GenBank genome assembly. NCBI's taxonomy places the organism in Eukaryota, Dinophyceae, Suessiales, Symbiodiniaceae.